Ogataea angusta is the source of this 594-nucleotide messenger RNA. RefSeq lists its product as uncharacterized. Bases 1 to 594 code for a protein of 197 amino acids. NCBI's taxonomy places the organism in Eukaryota, Fungi, Ascomycota, Pichiomycetes, Pichiales, Pichiaceae. Gene Ontology annotation, cellular component: cytoplasm; mitochondrion. The record is from RefSeq and is a predicted model, not a curated record. The transcript has a single exon. Gene Ontology annotation, biological process: iron-sulfur cluster assembly. Gene Ontology annotation, molecular function: 2 iron, 2 sulfur cluster binding.
AUGAUUCUCAAUAGACUUUCAAUGGCCUCGAGAACGCCAUUAAGGAUGCAUAUGGCUUCCCUGAUGGCCAGGAACUCUCUUUUACAGCAAAACAGACUGACGCACCAACAAAAUUCGCACCAAACACAGCUAGAUGACGACUCAAAUAAUGACUUUAUGGCCACCAACAAGUGGGCGAAACAUUCUUUGCCUGAUAAAAGCCUACCGCCUCCCCCAGCUCCUGAGCCCGCAAAACCAAUGAAAAGAAGAAGAAGGCAGCUCAAACCGCUCAAAUCCGUGAUUACGCUUACGCCUAACGCUAUACUUCAUCUAAAGCAACUAAUGCAACAACCUGACCCAAAGCUCAUACGAAUCAGUGUGCGGAACCGUGGGUGUUCAGGGUUGUCAUAUCACUUGGAGUAUGUUUCGCAUCCGGAGAAGUUCGACGAACAAGUGGAGCAAGACGGUGUAAAGGUGUUAAUUGAUUCUAAAGCGCUGUUUAGCAUUAUCGGAUCCGAAAUGGACUGGAUAGACGAUAAGCUGAGUUCGAAGUUUGUUUUUAAAAAUCCAAACAGCAAAGGUAGCUGCGGGUGUGGAGAAUCGUUUAUGGUGUAG